Messenger RNA from Aspergillus ibericus CBS 121593, 669 nucleotides. RefSeq lists its product as uncharacterized. The transcript has a single exon. The record is from RefSeq and is a predicted model, not a curated record. Bases 1 to 669 code for a protein of 222 amino acids. Lineage: Eukaryota; Fungi; Ascomycota; Eurotiomycetes; Eurotiales; Aspergillaceae.
AUGCGCUUCUCACUUAUGAUCCUCACUGUUCUCCCUACCCUCCUAAUUUCACCUCCGACAUUCGCCCUUCCGAACCCUCCAACCCCCAACCAACUCCUCCCCCGCACUACGGAUACAAUCACCGUCAUCACUUCUCUCGUUGGCGUCGGCUUGAAAGGUAUCAACCUAGAUAAAGCCGUCCGGUCCUUUACCCCAGACGGUGUAAACGAGAUCCGAGCCCGCUCACUGGAUUUGGAGCAUAGCCUUGACCAGGCGCAAUCAACCGCUAAAUCGGUCGAGAAACUUGACGCUCUCAGCAGUAACAUAAUUGCUGGGAUCUGUACACCACUGAAGCCUCUUUUUUCAGAUCUGCUUAAAGCCAUCAGUGACAAGGUACACCCCCUUCCCCCUAGAUGGAUCGCCAGUGGUGGGGAUAGUAUUGACGCCGUGCAGAGAAGCGAGUUCUUUGCGGCCAAAUAUGGUGAUGAUAUGCUGAAGACUCUGAUCAGUCUGAGGAUCCGGAGUCGGGCGCUGGCAUUGACGGUAAAGUUUAUCACGAUGGAGCUUGAUGGGGCGUAUAUUCUUUUCCUGGAGGAUCUGGUGGAUAAGCAGUAUGAGUUGGUGAUUGAGGAGUAUAAGAAGAACAAGGGUGACGACGGUGACGAUGAUAAAGAAGGCGAGUCGGUUUGA